Molecule: messenger RNA, 1029 nt
Organism: Plectropomus leopardus (leopard coralgrouper)
Lineage: Eukaryota; Metazoa; Chordata; Actinopteri; Perciformes; Serranidae
Gene: hint2
Product: histidine triad nucleotide binding protein 2
Molecular function (GO): catalytic activity
Source: RefSeq, a predicted model, not a curated record
ACUGCACAAAGUCGUCUGUGAGCAAGACUUUUGGGAUAUGCAGAGUCAAAAACUCAGAUAAACCCUGAAAUAUUUAUUUAGGAAGCUACAGUCAUACUAAAUAUACAACUGUAACUAUAACAGCGAGUUAUCUGACGAUGUAUUUCCGUCAGAUUUUGCGGACACAGUUCGUCAGGACUCGAUCUGCUCACGUCAACCGUUUUCUCCGUGUGUGUGGAGCCGAGGUAUCUGCUGCAAAAAUAAUAUUUCUCAGCUACACUUUAUUUUCGUUAACUUCGGCUGAGCAUUUUGACAACAACUGUCCUACCAGGCCUGGUGGUGGCUGCGGGGAACCUGCAGAGUCCCACCACCAACAGAGACCGCUGUGCACCAAAAGUGACGAGGUGAGGCUGGCAGAGGAGGCCAGUAAGAAGUAUGGGUCCCCAGCUCCAACCAUCUUCUCCAAAGUGAUUGACAAAAGCAUCCCUGCUGAUAUCAUCUAUGAGGAUGAGAAGUGUUUGGCAUUCAGGGAUAUCAGCCCGCAGGCUCCUGUUCACUUCCUGGUUAUUCCAAGAGUCCCUAUUCCCAGAAUAAGUGAGGCCAAAGAUGAUGAUGCAGAGCUCCUAGGACAUUUGCUGGUUGUUGCCAAAAAUGUGGCGAAGCAAGAAUCUCUCAGUGAGGGAUACAGAGUGGUGAUCAAUGAUGGAAAGCACGGUGCUCAGUCAGUUUACCAUCUUCACAUCCACGUCCUGGGAGGAAGACAGAUGUCCUGGCCACCAGGAUAAUAGUUUCAUCUGUCUUUUAAUGUGUCUGUUUGUCUUCUCAGGCGACUUUUUUGUGUUUAACCCCAACAGGCAUGACAUGAUAAUAUAAUGGGUGUAGUUAAUUUUCUCAUCCAGUCACUCUGUGCAAAAACUCACUUCAACUUGCAAAAAAUAUGACGUGUAAAUAAUGCUGAUCUUGACAAAUGUAAAAAAUUAAAUGUGAAAAAUUGAGAUAUUAUGUAUCAUAAGGCUUCAAAUAAAGACAUUAUUUAUAAUAUGGAAACUU